AUGGUCCAGUUCGUCUUUACGCCCUGGCGCAACCGCGCCGAGCUCCUCAAAGUCCGCAGCCAGCUCUUCCCAUCCUCAUCACAGGCCACGCCGCCGACGCCGACCCCGCACCAGAAAUGGACGGCGGCCGAGCUGCAGGGCAUCCAGAGGGCGAUCGCGCGCGUGUUCAUGUGGGUGCACCGCGGCAACUGCCCGCACGUGGUGGAGUCGACGGCGAUGCUCAUGUCGGCGGUUCUGCUGGACCGGCGGCACACACGGCCGGGGCACCAAGGCGGCAGCGAGGACGACGGCACGUAUGACGGCGACGACGACGCGGCGAGCGAGUACGGCGUGCGCGCGGCGUACCUCACGGCCUUCACGCGGUUCGUGACGGGCCUGCUGGACGGGCACCAGGACAGGGCGCGCAAGCUGAGCAUGUACGGGGUGGCCAAGACGGUGGGGCUCCCCGCGGGCUUCGUCGAGCUGCGGCACCAGGGCACGCACGAGCCCAUGCCCGGGCUGGCGCAGCUGAGGCCCGCCGCGGGCAGGGCGCUCGUCUGGAUCUGGGAGUACUACUGGAGGAACCUGCCGGAGGCGGACCACGGGCCCGGGCAGGACGAGGGCGUUGGGUUGUUGGGGGAGACGACGAGGGGAGGGCCUUCCCGGGGGACUCGGAGUCCUGCUCCUGCUGAUGGGUUGAGCGGCACCGCUGAGAAGAAGAGGCAGCCUGUGGUGGUGGCUUCUGCUACGUCUACGAUCAAGGGGCGGAUGUGCCGGGCCGCGCUGAUGGGGUACCUGCAGAGGCAGGAGGGGGAGGUGGGCAGCGAUGCGGCGAAGCAGGCUCUGACGAGGCAACUUGGGCAGUGGGAUGACGCGCUCGUGUUGAGGACGCUGGAGGAGAUCGGACAGACCGCGAGGGACGGGGGGGUAUUGUCCCGGUCGGUGAAGCUCUCCAGGGAGGUUCUUCUCCGAGCUACUGGGGAUGAGGCACAGCAAGGCGACGACAAGGAGAUACCGACGGAUAUUGAGGAGAUGAGGAGAGAGUUACGUGAGGCCAGAGAGGAGGCAGAGGGCUUGGUAGAUGGGGAUGAGGGCGGUAAGAGGAAACGGGAUGGUACCGAUGAUGAUGGCCCCGGCUGGAAGAGAUGGAAAGGCCCAUGGGCGUCAAGGCCCAUAGGGAUCCUUUGA
This is a messenger RNA of Diaporthe citri, 1167 nucleotides long. RefSeq lists its product as uncharacterized. Gene Ontology annotation, cellular component: preribosome, large subunit precursor; Las1 complex. NCBI's taxonomy places the organism in Eukaryota, Fungi, Ascomycota, Sordariomycetes, Diaporthales, Diaporthaceae. Gene Ontology annotation, molecular function: endonuclease activity. The record is from RefSeq and is a predicted model, not a curated record. Gene Ontology annotation, biological process: maturation of LSU-rRNA; maturation of 5.8S rRNA. The coding region runs from base 1 to 1167 and encodes 388 amino acids. The transcript has a single exon.